Molecule: messenger RNA, 3784 nt
Organism: Corapipo altera (White-ruffed manakin)
Lineage: Eukaryota; Metazoa; Chordata; Aves; Passeriformes; Pipridae
Gene: SHB
Product: SH2 domain containing adaptor protein B
Exons: 7
Coding region: 39-1433 (464 amino acids)
Molecular function (GO): phosphotyrosine residue binding
Source: RefSeq, a predicted model, not a curated record
AGCGCGCAGCGGCGCUGAGGCCGCGGCCGGGGGAGACGAUGGCCAAAUGGCUGAACAAGUACUUCAGCCUGGGCAAUAGCAAGACCAAGAGCCCUCCGCAGCCCCCGCGGCCCGACUACCGGGAGAAGCGCAACGGUGCCGGCGGCGCGCCCCGCCCCGAGGGGCCGCCGCACCUCCACCUCCACCACCACACCUCGCCUGGCUUUUCGCGCCGCCGCCUGCGCGACGACACCAGCGACCUGCUCCGCGCCUACCGCGCCCAGAAGGACCGCGACUUCGAGGACCCCUACAGCGGGCCCGGCUCGUCCCUGCGCAAGCUGCGCGCCAUGUGCCGUCCGGACUACUCGGCGCCCGAGGACCUGGGCGAGGCGGCCCUCAAGGCUUCCUCCUCCUCCUCCUCCUCGUCGUGCUGCGCCACGCCUCCCACCACCGGCUCCCCGCAUCUCUUCCGCAGCCACAGCGAGCGCCGCCCGGCGACACCGCCCGACGUGAAGUACAUCUCCCCCAAGCACCGGCUCAUCAAGGUGGAGAGCGGCGGUGGCGGCAGCGACGGCGCGGGCAAGAAGCUCCACAAGGGCUCCAAGCAGCCGGCGACUGCUGCUCCCUCUGCCGUGAAAGAUAAGGUAUUGAUAGCUGAUGACUACUCAGAUCCAUUUGAUGCCAAAAGUGAGUUGAACAGAAUGGGAAAAGGGGAGAACACUGGCUACAUGGAACCAUAUGAAGCCCAGAGAAUAAUGACUGAGUUUCAACAGCAGGAAGGCAUGAAGUCCCAUCAGAAGAACAUGCAGCUCUAUGACACACCCUAUGAACCAGAAGGCAGCGGUGUGGAAUCUGAUUCUGAAAGUGUGGUGAGUCACCGUUUACGAGAAAGCAAAUUGCCACAGGAUGACGACAGGCCUGCAGAUGAGUAUGAUCAGCCGUGGGAGUGGAACAAAGUCACCAUCCCAGCUUUGGCAGCCCAAUUUAAUGGAAGUGGGAAACGGCAAGCAUCUCCUUCUCCCUCAAAUGACCAGCACAGGCAAUUAAGAGCACCUGGAGGAGGCUUUAAACCCAUCAAACAUGGCAGUCCAGAAUUUUGUGGGAUCCUGGGAGAGAGAAUAGAUCCAGCUAUUCAACUGGAAAAGCAGAUAUGGUAUCAUGGAGCAAUCAGUCGGACAGAUGCAGAAAACCUGUUACGUUUAUGUAAAGAGUGUAGCUACCUUGUAAGAAACAGUCAAACAAGCAAGCAUGACUAUUCUCUUUCACUGAAGAGCAGUCAAGGUUUUAUGCAUAUGAAAUUGAUGAAAACCAAAGAGAAAUACAUCCUGGGCCAGAACAGCCCUCCCUUUGACAGUGUUCCUGAAGUCAUCCACUACUACACCACAAAAAAGCUGCCUAUCAAAGGAGCAGAACACUUGUCCUUGCUCUACCCUGUGGCUGUGCGGACACUCUAAUAACCUAGUCUCACCCCUUCCUGUGGAUGGGAGGUGAGAGAUGUCCUUGGCAGACGAUGAACCAAUCACAGAACACCAAUUAAUACAGUUUAUACAAGAAGCUCUCUCUCCAAGGACGAAGUUCCCGUUUUAUCAGUGGACUUGGCAGGGAAAAUAUAAACUCUUACAGGUGACUGGGCCAAAAGUAUCACCAUCCCUGAUACAACACACAGUCUUAAAGUAAUUUUGUGAGAGUGAAUCAUGGUCAAUUACUUACGAAUAGGGGAUGUAAUUAAACAGUAGUUAUAUAUUUUUAUCCUUUUUGGUACAAUAAUCUCUUAAUGUUUACUGUCUUCAUUUGCAAGUUUCAUUCGUAGGUACAGGCAGCUAAUUCUGUUUGGGGCAGUUACACCAUAAUGUUUUAAGUAGUUAGGAUAAGUCAGUUUGAUAUGUGGGUUGCUAUUUAUGCAUGAGGGUGGUCAAAGGCUUUUAUAAAGCUUUAGUAGGCAAAAUCUUCACUUGCUCAUUCAUCUGGAUCAAACGGGUGUCCUACUGAUACAGCAGAUUAACACGUGUGUGUCACACUGCCUUUCCACGAGAUGGCUUUUGCAGCUGUGAGAACUGUGAUAUGUAGCAGAGCAGAAUUUGUUUUUCUGGUCUACCAAGCCAUUCUUAAAACACAGCCCCGUUGACACAUACCUUCUGGCCAGUGUUCUUUUUCACCAUGAGCAGAAGCCUCCUGCUGUAUUUGAGUCACUGUGAGCCAGAAGUACUGUAGAAGCUGCUCUGUGUCUUAGUCCUGCCAGCUCAUUGCCUUUCCACUUGAGACAUAUUUUCUACAUGUUCUGUGUGCUCAUUGAAUGAGAUAAGUGAAAAAUUAUAGUUGUGCACAAGUUGGAACUGGGGAAUCAAUAGCCUUAUAGUCCUCGUGUUGAACCAUCUCCCACAUAUGUCUAGAAUGUCAUGCAUUAACCCAUCAGCUGUUAUAGUAGCAAACUGGUUAUAUGCAGGUUAUGUAUUUUACAGACUGCAAUAGGACUGUGAAAUUGUGUGCUAUUUAAUUCAGCUUUCUUAGCUACUACUAUUUUUUAUGUAUGCUUAGAAAGAAGUGCAAAUCUGAAAAUUGUAAUGGAAUAACCACUUACUGCCUGUAAAAGUAGUGCUUCAUUGUAUUGUCUAAUCUGAUAAGAAUCUCAAGGAUGACCCAUGUAAUAUCACUGGUGCUAAAUGUUCUGUUUCCUUUUAAGCCUGCCUUAUUCUUUAUGUGACAUCCAAUGCAGAUUGAACAGGAGUGGAUCACACAUAUGUGAAUAGUGUCAUUCUGUGCAGCAGUGGGUCAGACUGUCCCUGUCUCACCCAGAAUCUGAAGCUGCAUUUGAAUAGGUUCUCUGGUUUUCCAAGAGAAGGGUGACACAAUGGAGAACAAAGAGACAACAAUCUUCUCCAAGUGAAACUAAACACCCCCUUUUUCAUGUACUCACUUACAUGCAUUUUUUAUUUCCCUAAAGUAUUUGCAGAACUCUUUAUUGUCUUAACAUCACCCAGUUGACAAGAGCAUACAGGCACUUUUAAGUUAGCAUAUUCUCUCAGCAGAGUAGGAGUUUAUGAAGGUGGCAGAGCUCACACAGAUUAGGAAUCAGGUGUCAUCUGCUUUGAGUCCUUGUGGGCUCUGGCAACACUAUCAUGCCCUUUGGCACAGAAACAUGUCAUCUUUCUUCUUUUGCAUGUUUGAAUCUGGCAUCGUUUCUGUUCCAUGGUCUGCUUUUCUUCUUCUUUAAAGGAAAAAAGAGUAUGCCCCUACUCUGUCUAACAGCAGUUACAAGUAGAAACCAACAGCAUCAUUAACCAAGGCCUUGCCUGGCUUCCUUAAGCACUUUGUCUUUAAUUCAUGGGGAUAACUAUUGUAUCAGACCUGUCUUGUCAGGGGUCUGAUCAAAUGUCAAAUGAAGCCAGCAGGUGCCAUUUUAUUGCUGUCUGCAAAUUUUGGGUUGGGAUCCAUUGCUUCAUACAAAUGUGUAUACAGCUUAUUACAGCUUCAAGGAUCAGAUCAAGGUUCUUGGUUCAGCAAGAAGAAAUCAUCUCAAAAGUAUUGGUUGUCCAUGGGAAGGUUUUUUAUUAUUUUUCUAAAAGACUUCUAGAAAGUACUGAGUAAUUGCAGAAUAAAUAAAGCCAGGAUUUUGUUUGCACUGUAAUGUUGUCUUUGUUUAUUUAAGUGAUUGUAUGAUAUUUUUCCAGUGAAGGAAUAUUCUUCCCAGAUUUUUUAAUGUACAGUGAAAAUGCAGUGUGGUAACAGUGUGUAGUAUUGCAUUUAGGUGGAAGAUUUUGUAGCAAUGAUGCCUAUAUAGCACAUUAAAAGUUUAUUUUAAAAAAAA